Harmonia axyridis is the source of this 1844-nucleotide messenger RNA. Its product is annotated as protein TAPT1 homolog. The coding region runs from base 43 to 1815 and encodes 590 amino acids. Gene Ontology annotation, biological process: positive regulation of cilium assembly; maintenance of protein localization in endoplasmic reticulum. The transcript is spliced from 2 exons. Gene Ontology annotation, cellular component: ciliary basal body; endoplasmic reticulum membrane. The record is from RefSeq and is a predicted model, not a curated record. Lineage: Eukaryota; Metazoa; Arthropoda; Insecta; Coleoptera; Coccinellidae.
GAUUAUUAUCUUAAAAAUGACAAAUGUCGAAAUGUCUUUCACAUGAUAAAUUAUAAAGAAAAAUAUGAAUAUAACAAUUUAAAAUCAUUCAAAUCGCUAUUAUUCCGCACAAUUAACAUGUUAAAUAAUCAUGAUAAUAUUGAUACACCAAAGGCAAAUCUACCAAAUUUUUUCAGAAAAGAUGUGACAAAAUCCUUGUUCUCCUUUCUGAGAUAUGAGUUGACAAUGGAUUACCAGCUGGAACAUGAUGAAGAAAGAUAUUCCGCUAAAAGGGAAAAAGUUUAUUCUUUCAUGAAAAUUCCUUUGGAAAUUGAACGUUACAUGCUUUAUGGCUUCUUGCAAUGUACAGAUUCAUUUUUAUUUAUAUGCGCCUUUCUCCCUAUUCGAGUAGCUGUUGCUUCAUGGUCACUUAUGAUAAAACCUUUCUGUAAAUGUUUUGGUUUGGAAAAAAGUAGAAAGUUAACACCAGCCAAUGUCUGUGAUAUUCUUAGAGCGCUUAUUCUGAUUGUUUGUAGUAUGGUUAUGUGUUUGAUUGAUCCUAAUGUAUUAUAUCAUCUGAUCAAGAGUCAAUCAACAAUCAAGUUAUAUCUUUUUUAUAACAUGUUGGAAGUUGGGGAUAGAUUAUUUUCAUCAAUAGGUCAAGAUGCUAUAGAUGCUUUAUUUUGGACUGCUACAGAACCUAAGAGAAGGAAAAGGGAGCAUUUGGGGAUCAUUGCUCAUCUAUUUUUUGCAAUGGUUUACGUUAUUUUACAUAGUAUUCUCGUACUGCUACAAGCAACAACCUUGAAUGUUGCUAUUAAUUCUAGCAAUAAAGUUCUCUUAACAAUUAUGAUGUCCAACAAUUUUGUUGAAUUGAAAGGUAGCGUUUUCAAAAAAUUUGACAAGAAUAAUCUUUUUCAAUUGUCCUGUAGUGAUAUUAGGGAACGAUUCCACUUGUGUUUUCUUCUGUUCAUUGUGGUAAUGCAAACAAUGAAAGAAUAUUCUUGGAAGACAGAACAUUUUUGGUUACUACUUCCAGAUUGUGUGGUAGUAAUAGUAGUAGAAUUUUUUGUCGAUUGGCUGAAGCAUGCUUUCAUCACUAAAUUUAAUGAUUUGAGCUUAGAUAUUUAUAGGGAUUAUACAACAAGCUUGGCGUAUGAUUUAGCACAAACAAGACAAAAUCAUGCUUUCACAGACUGCUGUGAUUUAGUAGCUAGAAGAAUGGGAUUUAUACCUUUACCAUUAGGAGUUGUUUUGAUCAGGAUAAUGAUAGCAACAACAACAAUAGAAAAUUGGUAUAAGAUUUUUAUAUGCUCUCUGAUUUAUAUAAUAAUAAUUCAGCUUAAAAUACUGACCAGUAUUCUGGUUAUGGGAAGAGCCUGUGAUUUAAUAACUCAGCAUAAACAUGAUAAAGCAUUGUUGAUGUCUCCAAUCAAUAUUAAAUUACUAACUAGCAAAGAAUCAAUUAGAGACACUACCAAAGAACUUCCAACUAGUCCAGUUCAUGUAUUAUAUCAGAAAGAAAAUAUUGAUAACAUUAGUGGUUCUGAAAAUCUUAAAGAUAAACAACUAAUGCCAAAUGAUCUAGGCAGUGCAGCAAUCUUUGCAAAUAGCACUGUUGAUUUGAGAAAUGCUACAUUGAAUGAAGAAGUGCUGAAAGCAGACAUGGAAAAUAUAGAUAUGGAGGAAACCGAAGGUGAUAUUACAAGAAGUUUUCCUAAUAUAACUGCGGAUUUUGAAGAUGUUAGUAAUGGUUUGAAGAGAGCAGAGUCUGAGCCAGCUCUCAACUCUUGUAAUACAGAAGAAGAUGAAACCGAACCCACAAAAAUUAAAUGAAGAUUUGAAAUAAAGGUUUAUUCUGGAAA